Molecule: messenger RNA, 3347 nt
Organism: Nannospalax galili (Upper Galilee mountains blind mole rat)
Lineage: Eukaryota; Metazoa; Chordata; Mammalia; Rodentia; Spalacidae
Gene: Pdgfrl
Product: platelet derived growth factor receptor like
Exons: 6
Coding region: 172-1299 (375 amino acids)
Source: RefSeq, a predicted model, not a curated record
UUUUCUCCCAAAUUGUGUUCCUCCUGGUGAAACCGAAUCCUCUAGCUGUGGUGUCCCGGGCGCCGGUCCCGUCCUGCUGGGGCUCCCGCCGCCGCCCGCUGCGCCUCUGCCCUGCCCUGCCCAGCGCAGCCGGCAGUCCCCAGCAACACCGCCGGGUGCCCAGCCCCGAAGAUGAAAGUGUGGCUGCUGCUAGGACUUCUGCUGGUUCACGAAGUGCUGGAGGAUGUUGCUGGUCAACACUCUCCCAAGAACAAACGUUCAAAGGAGCAAGGGGAGAACAGAAUCAAACCGACCAGCAAGAAGGUUAAACCCAAAGUUCCUAAGAUAAAGGACAGAGACUCAACUGACUCAACACCAAAGAGCCAGUCCAUCAUGAUACAGGCGAUGGAUAAAGGUCGCUUCCAGAAGCCUGCUGCCACUCUGACUCUGACAGCAGGGCAAACUCUGGAGCUUCGAUGCAAAGGAGGCAAAGUGGAGUGGAGCUACCCGGCCUUCCUCGACACCUUUAAGGACACCCGUCUCAGUGUGAAGCAGCACGAGCGCUAUGGGCAACUGACCCUAGUCAACUCCACUGCAGCCGACACCGGCGAAUUCAGCUGCUGGGGGCAGCUGUGCAAUGGCUACAUCUGCAGGAGGGAUGAGGCCAAAACGGGCUCCACCUACAUCUUCUUCACAGAGAAAGGAGAACUCUUUGUACCUUCUCCCAGUUACUUUGAUGUUGUCUACCUGAACCCGGACAGACAAGCUGUGGUUCCUUGUCGAGUGACUGUGCUGUCAGCCACAGUCACACUGCACAGAGAGUUUCCUGCCAAGGAAAUCCCCACCAAUGGAACAGACAUUACUUACGACCUGAAGAGAGGCUUUGUGUACCUUCAGCCUCGCUCUGAUCACCAGGGGGUGGUCUACUGCAAGGCGGAGGCUGAGGGCAAGUCUCAGAUCUCAGUCAAGUAUCAGCUGCUCUACGUAGAAGUUCCCAGUGGCCCUCCAUCGACAACCAUCCUGGCCUCCUCCAACAAGGUGAAAGGUGGGGAUGAUAUCAGUGUGCUCUGUACUGUCCUAGGGGAACCUGAUGUGGAGGUGGAAUUCAGGUGGAUCUUUCCUGGGCAGAAGGAUGAAAGGCCGGUGACCAUUCAAGACACUUGGAGGCUGGUCCACCGAGGACUGGGACACACCACAAGAAUCUCCCAGAGUGUCAUUACCAUCGAAGACUUUGAGACCAUUGACGCAGGAUAUUACAUUUGCACUGCUCAGAAUCUUCGAGGACAGACUACAGUAGCGACCGCUAUUGAGUUUUCCUGACUUGGAAAGUGAAGUGCAAUGAACUGGUGGAAAGCCCAUCUGUGUAUACAAUCAGCUUUGGGUUCCUUUUAUUCGUACUUUACCAGAGGCUAAUGUCAAGUGCCAAGCGCCAACCUCUGCUUGUGAGUCAGACAGACAUCCAAAUUAAAAGGAAGUCAUCAUCAGUCUAUUAAUAGAAGCAUUAACUUUUCUAACAGAAGGCAUAUAUAGUGAUUGCUUAUCUACAGUGUUUCUAGUUUUUACACUAAGAAAACAUGUCAACUUUGUAUAAUCAUUUCUAUUAAAUGAGCAAGUUUUUAUAAAAAAUAAAGAUGAGCUAAGUGCUUGUGUUCCUCACUUGGUUAGAAGUACAUCCAGAGGGCUUGUUGGCAGCAAUCUUUGGAUCAGUACCCAGUAAUUCUCUUUGAUGUCUGAACCAAGUUCAAUUGCUUAUCCACAAGCAACAACUCACGAUUCAAAUGCUUAGACAUGUUACUUUCUCUCAGUUGGAACAUUAAAGCUAAUGUGAGUUAAUUUAUAACAAUAACAAAAAGUCACAGAUAUUUAACUUUUACAUUAAAUUGUUGUACUCAAACGUACUAAUUCUAAAUUUGCCUAUUCAAAAGAACUGGAACAUAUAUUAUUAAAAGUUUUGCUUUUAACAUAACAUAGAUGAACAGCUUAAGGAACAUUUAGUUUUGUCUAGAUCUGUCUUCAAAAAUACUUAGACCAUAGCAGUCUCAAUUUUCUUAUGUCAUACGGCAGAAAUUAUUGAAACUAGCCAAAAUUUAUUUCUCAAAUACACAGGUCUUUGAAUUUUGAAAAGCUUAGCUCUAAACUCAAGGUCUGAUCAGCCCAUGACAAAUUCUGGCACUGUGUUGAAAACUCCUGUAAAAUAACUUAAGGGACAUAGUCUUAUGAGUCAUGAAAAGGGCUAUACAGCCUAACACUUUGAAGUGUGAAGCAUAUGACAUUGAAUAGUCCAGCACUGUUUAUUUGAUCAAAGUAAAAUACACUUUCCAUCACUAUAAACUACAGUUGUUAGCAUAUCACAUUUUUAUGAUGUGCCAACAUUUUGCAUCCUACAUAAAACAUCUGGUUUGAAACAAAAUGAAAAGCUCUCUAUUUUGUUUCCUAUCUUCUUUCUUACUGUCUUCCAUCCACUGAAGACAUUUUAUUCUGAUUUCUGUAAGACUGAUUUCCCGGACACCUAAAUGGUAUGGAGGAAAGCGGGGAAUAGCAUGUGAUUUACCAUGGCCAGGGCAUGAAAGGUAAACCCAACUUUGGCUAGUGUCAUUGAGAACUGGAACCAUGAGCAGAGAAAUAUCAGGAGGUGGCAGUGAACCUACAUUCCCACUUAUCAGAAGCAAACAUGGAAGGUUACAUACAUCAUAAACUACUGCAGGUUAAAGACUUUAAACAUAACCACUAAUAAAAAUCAUGCAUCAUGAAUAACUACCAAUUUGCUAUGUAGUGUAAAUGUACACAAUGGCACAAAUACCCACCAUCCAGCAUCCUGAAUCUGUUCUUACUAUAAUGGGUUAUUUGCACAGCCAUCGAAGAUGGUUUAGUAAAUACUGACAUCACAAUGUCGACACAUGCGGGGGUGGGGAGAAGCCACAGCUAUCCUUCUGCCUUCCCACAAAUCUUAGAAUUGUGGGAGGUAACAAGCGAGAUUUUGAAAAGAAACUCAAAUUCAACUCGAAGGGGAGCUGUAUAAAACCACAUUUCCCACUCUUGGGCUGCCCUUUUGGCUAUAUCCCAAUGACAGGGAGAGCACUCAAAAGGUCUCCCUAUAUUAGCAUUGUCUCUCCAGACAGUCUUGCUCUAUCACACUGCAUCACUGGUUUAAUGAAGGAGCUCUGUUUAUAAGUAUGUGCUGAAUCCCGUAUCUUUAAUGACUUUCCUGAAAGUUUCCCAAAAUUUGUAGCCUCAGGUCCCAGACCUGAGUGUAUUUGGAAAAUGGGUUCAGCACCUCAAAGAUGAGCUGGCUCUGGAGAAGCAUAUGCCUUUAUCUUUGUCCCACAGAAAAGUAGGCAGGAGGUAUAAGGUUUGCUUUUGUGGCUCUG